AUGGCAAAAGUUUACGUCGGCAAUCUCAGCUGGAACACAGCCGAUGAUGGACUUGCUCAGGCAUUCAGUCCUUAUGGUCAACUUACUGACUAUAUUGUGAUGAAGGAUCGCGAUACCGGCCGAUCGCGUGGAUUUGGCUUUGUUACGUUUAUGACGCAACAGGAGGCCGAUGCCGCGAUUCAGGCUUUGAAUGAACAGGAACUUGACGGGCGCCGCAUUCGCGUGAAUAUGGCUAACUCGCGGCCGCCCAUCGGCGGACCGAUGGCCGGUGUGAGCCUUGGAUACAGCGGGCUCACCGGUGGCUACGGCGCCGGUGGCUACGGCGCAGCGCAAGCACCGUAUGCCUAUGGUGCGUUGCACCCAUACGCUAAUCACACAGGCGCGCAGCCUUCUGGCUUUGGAUACGGCCAGCAAGCCGGGUACGCGUUCCAGCAGCAGCCAUACGGCGCACAGCCUGGCGCCUAUCCUGCACCGCAAGCAGCUUACCCGGGACAGCAGCCUGGUUUUCCCGCGUACGUCUACUCGCUAUAG
Messenger RNA from Malassezia vespertilionis, 531 nucleotides. RefSeq lists its product as uncharacterized. NCBI's taxonomy places the organism in Eukaryota, Fungi, Basidiomycota, Malasseziomycetes, Malasseziales, Malasseziaceae. Gene Ontology annotation, molecular function: mRNA binding. The transcript has a single exon. The coding region runs from base 1 to 531 and encodes 176 amino acids. The record is from RefSeq and is a predicted model, not a curated record.